AUGCUUAUGAGUUGGUCAUUGUUUUGCCCAAAUGAGAUUCUAGGUUUAUCUGAUUGUUGGGGUGAGGAAUUUGAAGAACUGUACACUAGAUAUGAAAGAGAGGGCAAGGCAAAAAAUGUUGUUCAGGCACAGACCCUAUGGUUUGAAAUUCUGAAAUCACAGAUAGAAACUGGAACACCGUAUAUGCUUUUCAAGGACACUUGCAAUAGUUCACAGACUGUUGUGCCUACUAUUGCUCCUGCAAUAGUUGGAGAUCGGAGGAUAUCUUUAGGUCCUGGAGCAGGUUGUGCCGGCCUUGCUGCAUAGCUAGAACUAGGAUAUCGCCAAGCAAGGGAUGUCGUGCGUACCAACAAUGGUAUAAAGGUUCUUUUGCAUCUUCUCCAUCCUAGGAUAUUUUCACCUCCAGCUUCUCUCGACUGCCUACACACUCUAGCAUGCCAAGUCUUGAUUGGUUUAGCC
Molecule: messenger RNA, 459 nt
Organism: Magnolia sinica
Lineage: Eukaryota; Viridiplantae; Streptophyta; Magnoliopsida; Magnoliales; Magnoliaceae
Product: ribonucleoside-diphosphate reductase large subunit-like
Exons: 4
Coding region: 1-306 (101 amino acids)
Biological process (GO): deoxyribonucleotide biosynthetic process
Cellular component (GO): ribonucleoside-diphosphate reductase complex
Molecular function (GO): ribonucleoside-diphosphate reductase activity, thioredoxin disulfide as acceptor; ATP binding
Source: RefSeq, a predicted model, not a curated record